This is a messenger RNA of Gigantopelta aegis, 6830 nucleotides long. Its product is annotated as chondroitin sulfate synthase 2-like. The coding region runs from base 136 to 2460 and encodes 774 amino acids. Gene Ontology annotation, cellular component: Golgi cisterna membrane. Gene Ontology annotation, molecular function: glucuronosyl-N-acetylgalactosaminyl-proteoglycan 4-beta-N-acetylgalactosaminyltransferase activity. The transcript is spliced from 7 exons. NCBI's taxonomy places the organism in Eukaryota, Metazoa, Mollusca, Gastropoda, Neomphalida, Peltospiridae. The record is from RefSeq and is a predicted model, not a curated record.
GUGAAGUUUUGUGACGUGUGGGUUUGCGAAGCGCAAUGCAGUGUGUUUUGUUAUGCAUGUGAUAACACAUUUUUAGAGUAGAAAAUCUGCAGUGUUAUCAUGUACAAGGUUUGACCGAAGUGAAGUACUGCCACCAUGCUACCGAGAGUGGACUUUAAAUGCCUGCGACCGGUGAUGCCGGCCGUGGUUGGCCUGUGUCUGGGCAUCACCAUGAGCAUGAUGUACGCACCAUACAGUGAGGAUAGCUGUGAAACGUUUGUUGCCAACCAGGAUCCUCAAGAGCUUGUCAAGCUCAGAGAAACCAAAUCUUUGGAAUCCGAUUUGGAGACCAAGUUUGAGCCCAGGUUACGUCUCCAGGAAAAGGCAGUCGCUGCCCCUUCUGGGAAUCGAGCCCCGUCCUCUGCUAAGAAGCUUGUCCGUCCAAGAUACGCUUCCACUGAACUCGGUAUCAGAGAGAAAUUGUUUGUGGCAGUGUUGACGUCGAAGGGAACAAUUGAUACCUUGGCCGUCGCUUUCAAUAAGACCGUUCACCACCAUGUGACUAAAAUGGUGUUUUUUAUGGACGACAAGGGACAUACUGUCCCUCAAGGAAUGUCUAUUGUGAGUUUCUCGGACAAGCACCCUCAUCUUGUGCCGAUACACAUACUGCGGUACAUAUCGGAGCACUACCCGGAGACGUUCGACUACUACAUGUUUGUGUCUGACCGGACGUACAUCCGCGGUGAGAAAGUGUUUGACCUUGUUAGUCAUGUCAGUGUCAGCCACCACAUGCACUUGGGUGCCCCGAAGACGACGGAAACUGGUGAAACAUACUGCACACUGGAGGGAGGAGUCAUCAUAUCUCAGUCGUUGCUGUCUCAAGUGCUUGCCCAGUUAGACUGGUGUACAACAAAUGCUCACUCAAAGGACGCCAGUGUCAAUCUUGGGAAGUGUUUACUGCACGCGACAGGAAGGAGUUGUCAAAAUGUGGCUCAGGGUAAAGUGUAUGGACACUACCGCAUUAAUGACUUUGAUUUUGACGAUGAUAUCGGCAAACUGAGGGAAAAAGUAGAGUUCAACAAGUCGGUGUCGGUCUACCCACUACCUGAUGACACCAACCACUACAAGCUGCACAGGUAUUUUUGUCAACAUGAGCUGAAUUUGACUAAGCAGGAAAUAACGCGUAUUAAAGAAGAUAUUUUGUACAUGAGUCAGUACGCCCCUGGUGGUCGAGAGAGUAUCAGCUGGCCUAUUGGUGUCCCUGAACCGUACAAGCCCAAGACACGGUUUGACGUCAUCCGGUGGGUGUACUUCACUGAGACGCACAUCUACUUCAAGGACGACUUCACCAAUGUGGAUGAGCUCAAAGGCGUUGACAAACAGGAUAUUCAGGAGGUCAUCAAACUGUCGGUGGAUCAUUUGAAUGAGAAAUAUGAGAACAAGUUUCUCUAUUCUCGGCUCAUCAACGGAUACCGCCGCUUUGACCCGCAGCGUGGCAUGGAAUACAUCUUGGACAUUGUUCUGAAGGACACCACGGCACAGAACAAGGAGGUGGAGAAGCGGGUGCACAUCGUUCGUCCCCUGGGCCAGGUAGAGAUCGUCCCCAUGCCAUACGUUACGGAGAAUACGCGGAUCAACCUCAUUCUGCCCGUGACGGAGGACGACAAGGAUGGCGUGGGUAAUUUCCUCGACUCGUACGCACACACCUGUCUGGACACGGGCGACAACACGUACCUUCUCAUCGUGUUCAUCUACAAACACAGCUCCAAGACGGACACGUUCUCCGUCCUCAAAUCGAUGAUCUCCUAUUAUGAAAAGAAGUACAAGAGCGGGGCGAAGAUUUCGUGGUCGCCGCUUUACAGUAACUCGACGUACAUCUCGGAAUUCACCAUCAUGGACGAGGUGGUUCAGAAGUUUCCGCAGGAUGCGCUGAUGCUCAUGUGCACCGUGGGAAUGGAAUUGGCCACCGAUUACUUCAACCGUGUCCGCAUGAACACCAUCCAGGACUGGCAGGUGUUCUUCCCCAUUGGAUUCUGGCAGUACAAACCGAACCUGAUCUACGACAGGAAACCGUAUCCCACGGCUAUCGAGAUCAACAGCAAGAUCGGCCACUACGACGCCAACUCGUAUGAACACAGCAGUUUCUAUAACUCGGACUACACGUCGGCUAGGAAGAUCCUCUCGCCGUACUACCUACAGAUGGGUGACCUGUAUGACAUGUUUGUGAAGUACCAGAAACUGCACGUGUUCCGAGCCAUCGAACCAGAGCUGAAACACCGCUACAAACACUUCAGCUGCCAGCCAACCGCGCCCGAGCGCAUGUACGAACGGUGUUUGAAGCGGCGGUCGGAGGGGCUGGCCACGCGCGGACAGCUGGCCAAGCUGGUGUUCGAGAAGCAGCAGAAGGUGGAUCAGGAACACAUGGACAUGCUGAAAAAGCAGAACGAUCCCAACGUGGAACCCAUGAAACCUAUCAAGUGAUUCAGUGCUCAGCCUCAGUAGAAUAUCAAGUGGUUGUUAUAGAUGAAACACGUGAUCAAUGAUCGGUCUAGAUAGUAUAUCAAGUGAUUGUUAUACACGAAACCAAACACGUGAUCAGUGCUCUGUCUUAGUAGAACAUCUUGUGAUUGUUCCACAUGUAACCAAACGUGAUCAAUCCAUGGCAUCACAGUAGGACAUCAAGUGAUUAUUACACAGGGCUGACACUGUAACAAAUUUAGUUUUAGCCAAUUUUUAUAUAUGUAGAAAUUUUCCUUGAGAAAUAUAUAUUCAAAAUUGGUUAAUUUCAGGGUUUAAGCUCGACCCAAAACAUUAUUAGCAAUUUGGCUAAUUUAGUCAGAAGUGUUUUAGGCAAAUUCAGUUUCAGUUAAUCAAAUUAUAAAAAAUUAAGAUGCUUUAACUUUAUUUUAAGAUAUUUAUUUGUCCGAUAUCUUUGAUGGAUAAAAUUGGCCACUGCAAACAAAUUGCAAUGUUUUCUGAUUUACUGACGUGUGUCCGAUAAAACUAAAUUCGCUGCAGCUUUAUCAAGUUAAAGACUGAAACUGGAAAAGAUGUAACUGUUGGAGAUGAAAUCGGCCAGAGUGUAUCGAAUUGUACAUAACGGAAAAGACCGAGAUAUUCCAAUUGAUGACAAUGUUACUGAGUAUGAACUAUUCCGAGAUCGUCCGAAUGACAAAUGUAUGUGUGCACCUAGAUACACAGAUGUAGAUGGGAAUUGCACAAGAAGCAAAAAGUAAAUUAGUGAAGAACCAAAAGUGAAAACAAACGAUAAGCCGGUAGUUCAAAGUAGCAUGCGAUUUUCGAAUUAAGUUUUUGGCGAUUGGAUAAUGAAAUACAUAAACCCUGAAUUUAAGGAACAUUUUAUUAGCCGGACAUAAAUGUUGUAGCCACUUUGCUUAAAAUUAGCAAUUGGCUAAUUUGGCAGGGUGAUCCUUCGUUAUAUCAUCUUGGUACCCGUAACAUAUCGUAGUUGAAAUUGUCUACAAUUGAAACAACCAAAGUCAUAUAUAUUAAAAAAAAAAAAUAUAUAUAUAUAUAUAUAUAUUUAUACAUGUAUAUAACAAAAUUUCAAAUGAAAUACCAGUGAAAAAUUGGUCACGAACAUAAAACAAUGUGUGUGGGAUAAAGUUUCUUAGGGUAAAGUGGUAUAAAAGAAUACCCAUAUAAGAAUUAUUAUUGUUACUAUUAUUAUUAUUACUGAGGUACCAUUGAUAUCAGCAUACAUUACUGUGUAACUUGUGGGACUUUGGUCAGUAUUUAUAUUUAUUUUGUGGGUGUUUAUUUAUAAAAUGGAUUAUAUAAUAAAGUAUUUGAACUUCAUGGUACUUAAUGCAUAUUAUAUAAAACAAAUUUGUAUGUACAGUUACUUUUGCUUGUUGAACAUUCUAAGAUUUUAUUAAGUAUUUCAUAAUCAUUUGAUGCUUUGCAACUGUAUUCUGGUAAAUGCUUUUAAAUCUUUAUUAAAGUAUUUAGUGCUUUAUUAUACACGUAGUAUUAGUAAUAGUAAGAUGUAGGAUUGAGAAAGAUCUAAGAUUGUAAUUUCAGUGUUCAAAACUUGCCAAAAAAUAUUGUGGCCCAAAAAAUAAUAAUGCAUGUUGGCACAUUAUGAUAAGCGAACAAUGAGCAAGAUUUUAAUGUGGAAUACAAAUAUUAAUAGUGGCUCAUAUGUUAUAGCUCUAAAAAAGAUAAUAUUAUUUGGGUGACUAAUGCCAUUAUUUUUUUAUAUUUUGCAUUUGGCGACCUGGCCACAGGCUGUUUCGAACCCUGAACUUACUUAUUCUUUCAUUAAUGUGAAAUCUUUUAUUUCCAUGGGCUUAAAUGUUUGUGGUUUUGCUAAAACACACAUUUCAUUGGGUACUAGUCCAUCAUUUACACAAAAAUUAGACGAUCACAAAAUAAGUGAUUUCAUAGUGUUUCAAAAUUCUAUCAUUAUUAUCUUCAGUUUACUAUGCCACAUUUUACAGGUCUUUCAAGUAUUAUGGUGGUGUCUGUUCUUAUAUACAUCUCUUGUCCAAACCAUGUUGCAGGAUCACUAAAGUUUGGUGUAGUUAAAUAUUUAUUAUAGUGUACAGUAUUUCCACUUUACACCCCUAUUCAUGUGCCACAGAAUGGCAGAAAACAUGUGGCGUUCAGCGUUUGUGUCAACUGGUUUCACCUUACAGGUAGAUGCAGGUAAAAUGUGUAUUAUUCACCACCACGUGUCACCAAAUACAGGAAUCCUAUUGGCUAAACAAAACGGUAACUCACAUGAAUCACACCGCAAUGCUUUUUUCGCAUGCAAGGCAUUUCAUAUCAUGGUGGCAAUGUAUGGUUUUCUCUUGCCGCACUGUAGUGGAAACCGUAUUAUUAUAUCUCCAUUAUAGCAAACAACAUUUUGCUAAUGCAUUUUAUUUGAUGUGAAAGUGGAAACAGGCUUUUAUCCAUUUAGCAGCUUUUUCUAUGCAAUCUACACGUAACUGCAUUUAAAAUCAUGAUCUUUGCAGCAUGUUUUAUGCAAUCUACAUGUAACUGCCUUUAAAAUCAUGAUCUUUGCAGCAUUUUUCUCAGUUACAUCUCUGUCUUCCAGGGCCCAAUUUCUCAAAACAUCGUAAGCCUAGUUUUUCAUGUAAAUGUAAAUCUACGACUAAACCACAAUUCUUAUUACUAUUAUCAUAUAAAGAAUGUAGUUUUAAGUACACACAUUUCAUUUUCUUUGGUCAUUAAAAUACUCUAUCUCCCUUAAUGAUGUAAUUUUCAGUGUGAAAUGGAUGCCAAACACGUGUAAAUGUAUGUCCGGUAUAACUGCUAGUCGCAGACCUAAACUUGCGAUGUUUAGUGAAAUUGACCCCAGUAACUUAAGAUAUUUUUUGUGUUAUAAGAUAUUUGUUGAGAUUUUGUAUUUAUCAGCAUAGAGGUAUUAGUUGUGUUUAUAAUAUUCAUUGUGCAAAUAAUGUCUUGGGUUUUUUUUUUAAAAAGAAGAAAUAUUUUAUAUAUUUUUUGCAUAUAUGAAUUUUUAAUUAUCUUUGUUUUAUUUGUAAUGAUUACUCUUCUUUAAUUGUGCUGUCUCAAUUAGAACUGUCACAUUUACAAAAUUUUGUUAAACAUUUAAACGGAACCUAUUAAAGGAAACAAUACCAUUUAAACGGACAAAUAUUUAACCAACACUUUGGGGUAUUUCCUGGAUAACUUUUUAACUGCGGCCACCUCAAAGGCAUUUUUCAUGAUACGACAUAAAUACUUGACAAAUAGUUAAUGACGUAGGAUAUCAGUUUUAUCCUGUGGAGGCAAGAAUGGACAAUUUGCUUAUAGCCAGAACAGGAAAAAAUGGAUAUUGUACAAACAAACUGGAUGAAAAAUGUAUAAACUAUAAUACUGGUUGUUAUGGCGGGCCGCUUCCAUAGAAGUAGUCAUUUCUGAAUAGCCUGUUACGUAACUAUGUGUAGAUUCUGUCACAGGCACCCACGAUCUUUCAGCACAUUUCUAGUUGAUAGUUGUUGUUUUAAAAAUUGAUUUUUAGUCUUGAUAUUUGCAUAUUUUCUGUACUGUCAUACUAACACACGUACUAUGUGUAUUUUGUUGGGUUUUUGUACCGUAUACUUUUAUGUGGGAAGUUGUUUUGUUAUUUAUUAAACACGUGGGAUUUUACUAGGGGUUUUUUUUGUGUGUGUUUUUUUAAAUAUAUAUGUAGAUAUGUUACACGUUAUUUGUGUAUAAAAAUGUGUGGGAAAAACUAAAACAGUAUUAUAGAUAUUUAGUUAUUAUUAAUAUGUAUACAUACAGGCUAGCGAAUUAUUAGCAUACAGAAAAACUUGUAAUACUUGUUUCUUUCAUAUUUUUAUACCAUAAAACAGCGCAUACAGAAUUUCAUUAUAAAAAAAAAUCAAAGCUGUUACGAUCAAAUGUAGAGAAUAUAUUUACAUAUACUUUUCUAUAGAGAAUAAAAUAAGUUGUACUUUCAUACAAGUAACCAAACACGUUAUAAUACUUGAUAAAGAAUCAAAUGCGUCAUAUUUCACUACAAAGAAUCAAAUGGGUUGUUGUGCUUUUCUAUAAGGGACCAAAAUACGUGUGUUGUUGUACUUUAUAAGGAAUCAAAUAACAUUGACAUUCAAUCAAAUACUUUAUUGUCAAAUGAAAUGUAAUAAAGCAGCAUACAUUUCAACAAAUAUUUUAUUGUUAAACAAGUAACUUCUAGAUUUGUAAUUUUGUGAAAUACCAAAUGUAUACUUGUGACAUGUUCCCGGGGCUUGUAGAUUAUGGUAGCCCCACUCCCAUGGCUAGUGAUAUUGAGUGUUGGGCUAGUAAAUAACUACUAUUGCCAUGCACGACGACUAGUGAUUUUUUGGGUCAAAUGUUGGAGUUAAGUCUAUUUG